AUGGUGGCCCUGUCACUGAAGAUUGGGGGGGAAGUGGUGAAGACAUCGCAGUUUGAGCCCUCCACCAUGGUGUAACACGCCUGUCGAAUGAUCAGGGAAAGAGUCCCAGCACAGCUAGGCCAGCCCAAUGACUAUGGUCUGUUCCUGUCCGAUGAGGACCCCAAGAAAGGCAUCUGGCUGGAGGCAGGCAAGGCCCUGGACUACUACAUGCUGAGGAAUGGGGACACUCUGGAGUACAAGAAGAAGCAGAGGCCCUUGAAGAUCCGCAUGCUGGACGGGACGGUGAAAACCGUCAUGGUGGACGACUCCAAGAUCGUCAGCGACAUGCUUAUGACCAUCUGUGCCAGGAUAGGUAUCACAAACUAUGACGAGUACUCGUUGGUGCACGACGUGGUUGAGGAGAAGAAGGAGGAGAUGACGGGGACUCUGACAAGACGGGACAAGACUCUGAUGAGAGACGACAAGAAGAUGGAGAAACUUAAGCAGAAACUCCACACAGACGACGAGUUGAACUGGCUGGACCAUGGGCGGACGCUGAGGGAGCAGGGUGUGGAGGAGACCGAGAUGCUGCUCCUCAGGAGGAAGUUCUUCUACUCAGACCAGAACGUGGACUCACGAGACCCGGUCCAGCUCAACCUGCUCUACGUCCAGGCCCGUGAUGACAUUUUGAACGGCUCCCAUCCCGUCUCCUUCGAGAAAGCCUGCGACUUUGCCGGAUACCAGUGUCAGAUCCAGUUUGGUGACCACAACGAGACCAAGCACAAACCAGGCUUCCUAGAUUUGAAAGAGUUCCUCCCUAAAGAGUACAUCAAGAACAAAGGGGAGAAAAGAAUCUUCCAGGCACACAAAAACUACCAAAACAUGACUGAAAUCGAGGCCAAAGUCAGCUACGUCAAACUGGCUAGGUCUCUGAAAACCUACGGAGUGUCAUUCUUCCUAGUAAAGGAGAAAAUGAAGGGUAAGAACAAGCUGGUCCCUCGUCUGCUGGGAAUCACCAAGGAGUGCGUCAUGCGGGUAGACGAGAAGACCAAGGAGGUGAUCCAGGAGUGGAACCUCACCAACAUCAAACGCUGGGCUGCCUCGCCCAAGAGCUUCACCCUGGACUUUGGCGAUUAUCAAGACGGUUACUACUCUGUCCAGACGACUGAGGGAGAGCAGAUUGCCCAACUGAUCGCUGGUUACAUUGACAUCAUUCUGAAAAAGAAAAAGAGCAAAGACCACUUUGGCUUAGAGGGAGAUGAGGAGUCCACCAUGUUGGAGGAUUCUGUGUCACCCAAAAAGUCUACGGUGCUGCAGCAGCAGUUCAACAAGGUGGGGAAGGUGGAGACUGGCUCUGUGGCCCUGCCGGCCAUCAUGCGUUCAGGGGCCGGGGGCCCCGAGAGCUUCCAGAUGGGCUCCAUGCCCCAGGCCAAGCAGCACAUCACCAGCGGACAGAUGCACAGGGGCCACAUGCCCCCGCUGACAUCCGCCCAGCAGGCCCUGACUGGCACCAUCAACUCCAGCAUGCAGGCGUUGCAGGCUGCCCAGGCCUCGCUGGAGGAGUUUGACACCCUGCCUCCCCUCGGGACAGACGCGGCCUCCCAAGCCUGGCGUAAGAACAAGAUGGACGAGUCCAAACACGAGAUCCACUCCCAGGUUGACGCCAUCACAGCCGGGACGGCCUCUAUGGUCAAUCUCACCGCAGGCGACCCAGCAGAGACAGACUACACGGCGGUGGGCUGUGCCGUGACCACCAUCUCCUCCAACCUAACGGAGAUGUCCAAGGGGGUCAAGCUGCUCGCCGCCCUCAUGGAGGAUGAGGGAGGCAACGGAAACCAGUUGUUGGGGGCUGCCAAGAACCUGGCGUGUGCCGUGUCCGACAUGCUAAAGACCGCCCAGCCAGCCAACACUGAGCCCCGUCAGAACCUUCUGCAGGCUGCAGGCAACGUGGGCCAGGCCAGUGGCGAGUUGCUGUCUCACAUCGGAGAGACGGACGCCGACCCCCGCUUUCAGGACAUGCUUAUGCAGCUGGCUAAAGCCGUGGCUAACGCCGCCGCCGCCCUGGUGCUCAAAGCAAAGAACGUGGCCCAGAAGACGGAGGACUCUGCACUCCAGAACCGCGUCAUCGCCGCAGCGACCCAAUGUGCCCUAUCCACCUCCCAACUGGUGGCCUGCACCCGGGUGGUCGCUCCCACCAUCAGCUCUCCGGUGUGCCAGGAGCAGCUGAUUGAGGCAGGCAAGCUGGUUGCCAAGUCGGUGGACGGCUGCGUGGAUGCGUCUCGGGGCGCCACCGGCGACGAGGGGCUCCUCAAGCAGGUGGGCGCCGCCGCCACGGGCGUCACCCACGCCCUCAACGAGCUCCUGCAGCACAUCAAGCAGUACGCCCACGGAGGCCAGCCCAUAGGGCGCCACGGAGAGGCCACCGACCGCAUCCUGGACGUYACCGAGAACAUCUUCAGCUCCAUGGGAGACGCCGGUGAGAUGGUGCGUCAGGCCCGCAUCCUUGCCCAGGCCACCUCGGACCUGGUCAACGCCAUCAAGAUGGACGCAGAGGGCGAGUCGGACCUGGAGAAUUCCCGCAAGCUGCUGUCAGCCGCCAAGCUCCUGGCAGACGCCACGGCCAAAAUGGUGGAGGCUGCCAAGGGCGCAGCCGCCAACCCGGACAGUGAGGAGCAGCAGCAGAGACUGAGGGAGGCAGCAGAGGGUCUACGCAUGGCCACCAACGCGGCYGCCCAGAAUGCCAUCAAGAAGAGGCUGGUCAACAAGCUGGAGAACGCAGCCAAGCAGGCCGCCGCGGCCGCCACUCAGACUAUAGCCGCCGCCCAGCACGCCGCCUCGUCCAAUAAGAACCCAGCAGCCCAGCAGCAGCUCGUCCAGAGCUGCAAGGUGGUGGCAGACCAGAUCCCUCAGCUGGUCCAGGGGGUGCGUGGCAGCCAGUCCCAGCCCGACAGCCCCAGUGCCCAGCUCACCCUCAUCGGGGCCGGCCAGAACUUCCUCCUGCCUGGUGCCAAGAUGGUGGCGGCUGCCAAGGCCACAGUACCUACCAUUGGCGACCAGGCCUCUGCCAUGCAACUCAGCCAGUGUGCCAAGAACCUGGCCACUGCCCUUGCCGAGCUCCGCACGGCCGCACAGAAGGCACAGGAAGCAUGUGGUCCUCUGGAGAUCGACAAUGCUCUGACGGUGGUCCGAGGCCUGGAGAAAGACAUGGUGGAGGCCAAGGCCUCAGCUGGCGAUGGCAAACUCAAACCCCUGCCCGGAGAGACGCUGGAGAAGUGCUCUCAGGACGUGGGCAACAGCACUAAGGCUGUGAGCUCUGCCAUCGCCCAGCUGCUGAGUGAGGCCACCCAGGGAAACGAGAACUACACAGGUAUGGCAGCCAGAGACGUGGCUCAGGCAUUGCGCGCUCUGGCCUCGGCCGCCCGUGGGGUUGCCGCGACGACCGCCGACCCUCAGGCCCGCAACGCCAUGCUGGACUGCGCUGGUGACGUUAUGGACAAGUCGGCCAAUCUGAUCGAAGAGACCAAGAGAGCCAUCGCCAAGCCGGGAGAUCCUGACAGCCAGCAGAGACUGGCACAGGUGGCCAAGGCUGUAUCCCAGGCCCUGAACAGGAGUGUGAACUGCCUGCCUGGACAGAGAGAUGUGGACAACGCUAUAAGAACAGUCGGAGAGGCCAGUAAGAAACUACUGGCCAAUUCUUUCCCGCCCAGUGGGAAGAGUUUCCAGGAGACGCAGGUCAACCUGAACCAGGCUGCAGCCGGUCUCAACCAGUCAGCCAAUGAGCUGGUCCAGUCGUCCAGGGGCACCACCCAGGACCUGGCCAAGGCCACUGGCAAGUUCGGCCGUGACUUCGGAGAGUUCCUGGAGGCCGGCGUGGACAUGGCCGGCCAGUCACAGAACAAGGAGAACCAGACGCAGGUGGUGUCCAACCUCAAGACCAUCUCCAUGUCGUCCAGUAAGCUGCUGCUCGCCGCCAAGGUCCUGUCCACUGACCCCAACUCCCCCAACCUCAAGAACCAGCUGGCAGCCGCCGCUCGUGCCGUCACUGACAGUAUCAACCAGCUCAUCACCAUGUGUACCCAGCAGGCCCCGGGCCAGAAGGAGUGUGACAAUGCUCUCCGGGAGCUCGAGACUGUUCGGGGUAUGCUUGAGAACCCCACCGAGGCGGUCAGUGACCUCUCCUACUUUGACUGCAUCGACAGUGUCAUGGAGAACUCCAAGGUCCUUGGGGAAGCCAUGGCUGGAAUCUCCCACAACGCUAAGAACAGCAAUCUGCCUGAGUUUGGGGACUCUGUCAGCUCUGGCUCUAAAGCCCUGUGUGGCCUUACUGAAGCAGCUGCCCAGGGAGCCUACCUGGUUGGAGUGUCAGACCCUAAAAGCCACGCGGGCCAGAAGGGGUUGGUGGACCCUGGCCAGUUUGCCCGUGCCAACCAGUCCAUCCAGAUGGCAUGCCAGAACCUGGUGGACCCGGCCUGCACUCAGUCCCAGGUCCUCUCUGCCGCCACCAUCGUCGCCAAGCACACGUCAGCGCUGUGCAACGCCUGUCGCCUGGCCUCCUCCAAAACAGCCAACCCUGUUGCCAAGCGACAGUUUGUCCAGUCUGCUAAGGAGGUGGCCAACAGCACAGCCAAUCUGGUCAAGUCCAUCAAAGCUCUGGAUGGAGCGUUUAACCAGCAGAACAGAGAGAAGUGUAGGGUCGCCACAGGGCCCCUGAUCGAAGCUGUGGAUAACCUCACCGCCUUCGCCUCCAACCCAGAAUUCGCCAGCGUGCCCGCUCAGAUCAGCGCUGAGGGCCUGGCAGCGAUGGAGCCCAUCGUGGCUGCAGCUAAGACCAUGCUGGAGAGCUCCACAGGUCUGAUCCAGACUGCUCGCUCCCUGGCCGUCAACCCCAAAGACCCCCCCAAGUGGUCAGUGCUGGCCGGACACUCCAGAACCGUUUCCGACUCCAUCAAGAAACUUAUCACCAACAUGAGAGACAAAGCCCCAGGCCAGAGGGAGUGUGACGAGGCCAUCGAGGUGCUGAACAACUGUAUUCGGGAGGUGGACCAGGCCUCCCUGGCAGCCAUCAGCCAGCAGCUCACCCCAAGAGAGGACAUCUCCCAGGAGGCUCUGCAUGAGCAGCUGGCAGCUUCGGUCCAGGAGAUCAGCAAUCUGAUAGAGCCGGUGGCCAUCGCAGCCCGCUCUGAGGCCUCCCAUCUGGGACACAAGGUGUCUCAGAUGGUGAGCUACUUCGAGCCCCUCAUCAUGGCAGCCAUUGGGACGGCCAGUAAGAUUCAGAGCAGCCAACAGCAGAUGGCGGUGUUGGACCAGACCAAGACGCUGACCGAGUCAGCCCUGCAGAUGCUCUACACGGCCAAGGAGGCCGGAGGAAACCCCAAGGCGGCCCACACCCAGGAGGCUCUGGAGGAGUCCGUCCAGAUGAUGAAGGAGGCGGUAGACGACUUGGGCGCCACCCUGUCGGAGACGGCCAGCGCUGCAGGCGCCCUGGGCGGCAUGGUGGACUCCAUCACCGCCGCCAUCAACAAGAUGGAGGAGAGCCCAGCCGGCGAGCCCGAUGGCUCCUUUGUGGAUUACCAGACGACCAUGGUGAAGACUGCCAAAGCCAUCGCCGUCACCGUGCAGGAGAUGGUGACUAAGUCCAACACCAACCCAGAUGACUUGGGAGGUCUGGCCAGCGAGCUUACUAAUGAGUUUGGAGAGCUAGCCACCGAGGCCAAAUACGCUGCCAUGACUGCAGAGAACGACGAGAUUGGUUCCCACAUCAAGAAGCAGGUUGGGGAGCUCGGCUUCAACUGUACUGGGCUGGUGACUAAGGCCGGCGCUCUGCAGUGUAGUCCCAACGACUCCUUCACCAAGAAGGAGCUGAUCGACAGCGCACGCAAGGUCUCCGAGAAGGUGUCUCAUGUGCUGGCGGCCCUUCAGGCUGGUAACCGUGGCACCCAGGCCUGCAUCACAGCGGCCAGUACCGUGUCGGGCAUCAUCGCCGACUUGGACACCACCAUCAUGUUCGCCACCGCCGGCAGAGCACAUCCUAAAGACAGCCAAGGCGCUGGUGGAGGACACCAAGCUGCUGGUCUCUGGUGCCGGGGCCAGCCAGGAGAGACUGGCCCAGGCUGCCCAGUCCUCCGUCAUCACCAUCACCAAACUGGCCGACGUGGUAAAACUGGGCGCCGCCAGCCUGGGAGCCGAGGACCCCGAGACACAGGUACGACUGUGGUCCUUGAUCAACGCUGUCAAAGACGUUGCCAAGGCUCUGAGUGAACUCAUCAGCGCUACCAAGGCCGCUGCAGGCAAGCCUCACGACGACCCUGCCAUGCUGCAGCUGAAGAACUCUGCCAAGGUGAUGGUGACCAACGUUACGUCACUCCUGAAGACAGUGAAGGCAGUGGAGGACGAGGCCACCAAGGGCACACGGGGACUGGAGGCCACCAUUGAACACAUCAAACAGGAACUGGCUGUGUUCAGCAAUGGUGAUCCUCCCCCCAAGACGUCCACUCCAGAGGAUUUCAUCCGCAUGACCAAAGGCAUCACCCAGGCAACAGCCAAAGCAGUGGCUGCUGGGAACUCGUGUCGCCAGGAGGACGUAAUCGCUACGGCCAACCUGAGCAGGAGGGCCAUCGCCGACAUGCUGCACUCGUGCAAGCAAGCCGCCUACCACCCAGAGGUCAGCAAAGAAGUUCAGAGCCGUGCCCUGCGCUAUGGCAACGAGUGUGCCGUGGGCUACCUGGGUCUGCUGGAGCAUGUGCUAGUGGAACGGAAUGGGUGGACCCCGAGGACCCCACGGUCAUCGCUGAGAACGAGCUUCUGGGAGCUGCUGCCGCCAUUGAAGCGGCCGCCAGGAAACUGGAGCUGCUGAGGCCCCGCACCAAACCCAAGGAAGCGGACGAGAGCCUGAACUUCGAGGAGCAGAUCCUGGAGGCGGCCAAAUCGAUCGCAGCCGCCACCAGCGCUCUGGUCAAAGCUGCCUCAGCCGCCCAGAGGGAACUGGUGGCCCAAGGGAAGGUUGGCGCCUGCCCAGCCAAUGCAGUGGAUGAUGGACAGUGGUCUCAAGGUCUCAUUUCAGCCGCCCGAAUGGUGGCAGCAGCGACCAGCAACCUGUGCGAGGCAGCCAACUCGGCGGUGCAGGGCCACGCCAGCGAGGAGAAGCUGGUCAGCUCAGCCAAGCAGGUGUCUGCCUCCACUGCCCAGCUCCUGGUGGCCUGCAAGGUCAAGGCUGACCAGGACUCCCAGACCAUGAAGAGGCUACAGGCUGCCGGAAAUGCUGUUAAGAGGGCCUCYGAUAGCCUGGUGAAGGCGGCACAGAAAGCAGCCUUUGACGCCCAAGACGAGCAGGCCGUGGUUGUUAAGAGCAAGAUGGUGGGCGGCAUUGCUCAGAUCAUUGCUGCCCAGGAGGAGAUGCUGAGGAAGGAGAGGGAGUUGGACGAGGCCAGAAAGAAGCUGGCCACCAUCCGACAGCAGCAGUACAAGUUCCUGCCCUCCGAGCUCAGGGAGGACGGGCAGGAGCAGUGAUGAAACGUGCACACACACACACACACACACACACACACAUACAUAUAUACAGCGAAGACAAAUCCGAUGUUCAGGGCCUACACGCCCAGGCUAUGUUAGAGAAAAGAGGAAAACGAAGAGGUAUUAUGCUUGAAGAGGAGCAAUAUUAGGGUGUGAUAAUUAAAAAGAAAGGAAAGGGGUAAAAAGUGAAAGCAUUAGGGUGUUUAUUUUAAGUGAAUUUUUUUCUUAGAUUAUUUGUCACGUUCAAGAGCGUUACAGUGCCACUGGUUUUGUUUUUGGAUAAUGCUAAAAAAAUAUAUAUAUAUGUAUCCAAGUCUUUGAGGUAGUCCUUGAUAGUUUGUGAUUUAAUUGAGCGUUUAGGUCCUAGAUUGCAUGUGUUCACUGCCGCUUCACCGUUUUUAUUAAAUUCACAUCCUCCUGCCAAUAACCGAUAUUUGCCUUUAACGCUAGCAUGCUAUUAUUUUAGUGAGCACAAUAACUAUCUGUUUGGCGGUGUCUGUUUUUUGCUUUUUUGGAUUCGAAAAAUGCAGUCACCAAAAGGUGGUCUUACAGCGCGGGUAAGUGUUGAGAUCUUACUUGACUGACCAAUGAUUUUAACUGGCCAGGGUGAACGGUAAGAGACGGUCGGUCACCCUGCAACACAGAGCUCAGCUAGGUGUUUACCAUAAACAACCGUGGCUUUGGUCAGAUCCCAAAGAAGACAUUGUUUAACAAGAAUGUGUGUUGUCAGGUAGGCUCCUCCUUUUUAUUUGAACCAAUGACAUUUAACUGUAUUUUGUUGCAAUUUGGACCAGAGGUGCAAUGAUUUACUUUGCGAUUAAACAAUUCAUAGAGAGAAAACAGAUCUUUUUUUUUUCUUUCUUUUUUUAAAGAUAAAUAAUGCUAUGAAAUGUGUUACAAAUGGUAUYUUCUAUUACAUUUAUAUGUUAAUAAAGUAUAUGUGAGUAUUUGUUUGUGUCAUCAUAUGAACUUUUGGACCUGAUAUUAUCUGUGUUUGAAGCUCAUAAAGCCAUACUUUGCUUUCUUCAGGACAUUGUUUAGAAUCAUGAAUGACUGUUCCUUCGGGUGCUAUUGAUUGGUUAAAAUCUUUAUCAGAUGUAGACUGUGUAAUAUGCAUCUAAUAGCCAACUGUAACCAGUAGAUCUUUAGACACAAAUUUAGAUAUGUAUUUUGGGGUAAUUUCUCUUGUCACACAGUACAAUCCUAUGAUGGSCAUUGUAUGCAAAGGAUAAUGUGUCCAAUGUUGUUGUUAUUAACCGUCAGGUACCCUGAAUUGCCAGCCUAUUUCACAUUGUCAGAGGCCUCAUUGUAACCUAACCUUCUUUCAACAUAUCAUUGAGUCAAAAAGUGCCUGCUAUAUGUAUUUUACAACUAAUUGUAUUUAACUGUUAACGUUUUCCCAUCUUCAAGUGCACUUAUCCAUUUGUUUAACUUAACACAUCAUAUAAAUCCACUCUUUUACAAACAUUUGUUCUCUCUUUUCUCUUAAUCGAAAUAGUUGGAUAGAAAACAACUGUUAAGUUGCCUAUGUGUUGAUUACAAACAUAGGGAAAGCGUGAGUGUUUUUUUCUUUUCAUUUUCUAAUUGUUUUGUUGACCUUUCUGAUUUUGAUACUAUAUACAUGUAUUAACAGUGCUAUAGUAUUGUAAAAGAGAUUUAUGGUCAAUAAAGCUGGUUUUCUCUGAGAAGUUA
Molecule: messenger RNA, 9177 nt
Organism: Salvelinus sp. IW2-2015
Lineage: Eukaryota; Metazoa; Chordata; Actinopteri; Salmoniformes; Salmonidae
Source: RefSeq, a predicted model, not a curated record